This is a messenger RNA of Salmo salar (Atlantic salmon), 2395 nucleotides long. RefSeq names its product dnaJ homolog subfamily C member 5. The record is from RefSeq and is a predicted model, not a curated record. Gene Ontology annotation, biological process: regulation of synaptic vesicle cycle. Gene Ontology annotation, cellular component: intracellular membrane-bounded organelle; presynapse; membrane. NCBI's taxonomy places the organism in Eukaryota, Metazoa, Chordata, Actinopteri, Salmoniformes, Salmonidae.
UCGUAAUGAACGCAGCCCCGGGACGUGGGAGGGAUUGACAGCCAGCCAGGACCGCUUCUAGUUUAGCUAGUUUACUACGUGCUUUUUAUUUGAUUGUAAUGUAUUAUUAAGUGCUCAACCAAGGAAGCUAACGUGAACUUGUUGUUUGGUAUACGAACAGCAUAGAUAACCUUUCAACAACAACAAAAAACACAAAUCGAAACAAGUAGCUGAACGACUGGUGAGGAGUGAGUGAGUGUGAGAGACAGACAGAAGGAGAGAGACAGAGGGAGUGGUCGUCAUGGCAGCUGAGGCGCAGAGACAGCGUUCUCUGUCUACAUCAGGAGACUCGCUCUACCUGGUCCUGGGGAUCAACAAGAACGCCUCACCGGAGGACAUCAAGAAGUCCUACAGGAAACUGGCUCUGAAGUUCCACCCAGACAAGAAUCCAGACAACCCCGAGGCUGCUGAUAAGUUUAAGGAAAUCAAUAACGCCCACGCCAUCCUGAACGACUGUACCAAGAGGAACAUCUACGAUAAGUACGGAUCCCUGGGACUCUACGUUGCCGAGCAGUUUGGAGAGGAGAACGUCAACACCUACUUUGUCCUCUCCUCCUGGUGGGCCAAGGGCCUGUUCAUCUUCUGUGGCCUGGCGACUGGCUGCUACUUCUGCUGCUGUCUGUGCUGCUGCUGUAACUGCUGCUGUGGGAAGUGUAAACCGCGGCCGCCCAUGGACCAGGAACCAGAGUUCUACGUCUCCCCUGAAGACCUGGAGGCACAGAUGCAGUCUGACGAGAGAGACGUUGGCGGUGAUCCCAUCAUGGUGCAGCCGUCCGGAACAGAGUCCACCAGGCUGACGUCAGACAGCCACUCCAGCUACCGGACCGACACCGGAUACAACUAAACACCCCCCUACACCCCACGCCCUUCAAGACUCGGUCCUGCCCGAGAGAAGGUUUCUUUGGCUGCCACUUGAAAUAUUAGCCUGAUAUUAUCAUCAAAACCCCAUUUCACUCUGACAAACACAAGCAUAAUUCCCACCAUCACCUCUAUCCACUGGCCUCUCCGUCUCCUCUAUCCACCGGCCUCUCCGUUUCCUCCCCAGCCACCAGCCUCUCCGUUUCCUCCCCAGCCACUGGCCUCUCCUUCUCCUCUAUCCACCGGCCUCUCCGUUUCCUCCCCAGCCACCAGCCUCUCCGUUUCCUCCCCAGCCACUGGCCUCUCCGUCUCCUCUAUCCACCAGCCUCUCCGUCUCCUCCCCAGCCACCGGCCUCUCUCCGUCUCCUCCUCUAUCCACCGGCCUCUCCGUUUCCUCCCCAGCCACCGGCCUCUCCGUUUCCUCCCCAGCCACCGGCCUCUCCGUUUCCUCCCCAGCCACCGGCCACACCGUUUCCUCCCCAGCCACCGGCCUCUCCGUUUCCUCCCCAGCCACCGGCCUCUCCGUUUCCUCCCCAGCCACCGGCCUCUCCGUUUCCUCCCCAGCCACCGGCCUCUCCGUUUCCUCCCCAGCCACCGGCCUCUCCGUUUCCUCCCCAGCCACCGGCCUCUCCGUUUCCUCCCCAGCCACCGGCCUCUCCGUUUCCUCCCCAGCCACCGGCCUCUCCGUUUCCUCCCCAGCCACCGGCCUCUCCGUUUCCUCCUCUAUCCACCGGACUCUCCGUUUCCUCCCCAGCCACCGGACUCUCCGUUUCCUCCCCAGCCACCGGCCUCUCCGUUUCCUCCCCAGCCACCGGCCUCUCCGUCUCCUCCUCUAUCCACCGGACUCUCCGUUUCCUCCCCAGCCACCUUCCUCUCCGUCUCCUCCCCAGCUACCGGCCUCUCCGUCUCCUCUAUCCACCGGACUCUCCGUUUCCUCCCCAGCCACCUUCCUCUCCGUUUCCUCCCCAGCCACCUUCCUCUCCGUUUCCUCCCCAGCCACCUUCCUCUCCGUUUCCUCCCCAGCCACCUUCCACUCCGUUGACUCCCCAGCCACCUUCCUCUCCGUUUCCUCCCCAGCCACCUUCCUCUCCGUUUCCUCCCCAGCCACCUUCCUCUCCGUUUCCUCCCCAGCCACCUUCCUCUCCGUUUCCUCCCCAGCCACCGGCCUCUCCGUUUCCUCCCCAGCCACCUUCCUCUCCUUCCUCUCCGUCUCCUCCCCAGCCACCGGCCUCUCCGUUUCCUCCCCAGCCACCUUCCUCUCCGUCUCCUCUCUAUCCGCCAGAGAGGGGGAAUCUUAUGUCGUCCUAGUAUUUCCUGAGCUAGGACUUUAACUAGGUUAUUCUCAGUGGGGUGAGGAGAGGAGUGUAGGGCGACCUGGACAUACAUUAUAUUCAUUAAUGGACAUUACGUUGGCUUCCACAUUGUGUGUGUGUGUAUAUAUAUAUAUAUAUAUAUAUAUAUAUAUAUAUAUAUAUAUAUAUAUAUAUAUAUAUAUAUA